Striga asiatica is the source of this 306-nucleotide messenger RNA. Lineage: Eukaryota; Viridiplantae; Streptophyta; Magnoliopsida; Lamiales; Orobanchaceae. The record is from the annotation of a GenBank genome assembly.
AUGUACUGGCACACGGCGGGCCUCGUCUGGGCUUGGCCCAAGUCGACCCGCACUCGGACUGUGCCCACGAGCUUGCCGAGCUUCCAAGUGGAUAGCCCCUCCACCAUCAGCAACGGCGCCCUUCAAGUCACCCCAGACUCCGCCUCCGCCGACUUCAAUCUCUUCAAUAACUCCGGCCGCGUUCUCCUCCUGCGGAGGUUCAAGCUCUGGCACGACGCCACCGCCCCAGCCGCCUCCUUCAACACCUUAGAUUUAUUAAGUAUAAUUAAUUUAUUUUUGUCAUACCUUAUUCCCAAAAAAAUAUAA